UUGUUAUUGACCUAAUCCGUGAAAUGAUGGCCAAGGAUAAGGACGAGUGGUCUGCGGAUGAGGAGCUUCAGCUCUUCCACGCAAUGGAAGGACUGCGACCUGUUGGCAUUAACAAGCACUUUUACAUGUCGUGCAUUUCGGAGCGGCUUUCGAAGUCACUAAAUCGCGAGAUGCCGAGUGACUUGAUCUGGCGGCAUUUGGGAACCAUGUACAAACUAAAGGAACUGGACGAGUUAGAGUGCUUACCAUUUCCGAAUGAAGAGCGAGAGUUUUGCUUGCCUGAACAAGAAUAUGGCUCACUUCUAAGCAAGAAAGCAAGUAGCGUUAGUGGUGCUGAGGAUGUCUCGGAUCCACCACCGCCAACAAGCGGACCAGCGUCAGCCACAGAAAGCAACAGCAAAGGUUCCAGGAGCUCGUUGUCGCAGGGCAGUGCCAUCAAAGAAUUAGAGAAGAAGUCUUUGACAAAGAUUUUGGAUUUGCCCAAACGACCGGUUAAACGUACGCGUGGUUCAAUGUCAAAUGAAUCUAUUAGCCCCUCAACGACACCACCUCCAUUGCAAACUACCAAGCGUCGGCGUAUUUAGAAUUAAUAUUGGACACAAUAAAGUAACAAAUAGUCUUUAUUAGUUAUAGUUACAUAUAUGUAUCAUGACCCAAAGCUUGACUUUAUAAUUAAA
Molecule: messenger RNA, 677 nt
Organism: Drosophila busckii
Lineage: Eukaryota; Metazoa; Arthropoda; Insecta; Diptera; Drosophilidae
Gene: MrgBP
Product: MRG/MORF4L-binding protein
Exons: 2
Coding region: 24-584 (186 amino acids)
Biological process (GO): regulation of transcription by RNA polymerase II
Cellular component (GO): nucleus; NuA4 histone acetyltransferase complex
Source: RefSeq, a predicted model, not a curated record